AUGUGUGUGGAGGGAAUGGAAGAUGCUGAGGCAGAGCUUCUCCGCCGGAUUCGGAGUGUGAUCGGUCCAAAAGUGUUGGUUUCGGCGUCGAUGGAUUUACAUGGCAAUGUGUCGCGAGAGCUGGCCCACCAGACCGAUCUGAUUACUUGUUAUCGGAUGGCACCGCAUGAAGAUGAGCUAGAAACCAAGGAACGCGCGUGUUGGAAUCUUGUUAACGUUUUGACCUCACGAAGGGACGCCGUGGAAAUGAUCAGACCGUUCAAAGCAUGGGUCCCAAUCCCUAUCUUGCUACCGGGCGAGCAGACUUCGACACGCAAUGAACCAGCGAAAGGCCUGUAUGCGCUUAUUCCUGAUAUCGAAGCAACGGAAAACAUUCUUGAUGCAGCCAUUUGGGUUGGAUAUGCGUGGGCAGAUGAACCACGAAAUCAUGCGGUGGUAAUGGUAACAGGCUGGGACAAGACCGCUGUCACGAAAGCGGCGAAGCGACUUGCAUGUUUGUUUUGGGGAGCUCGCGAAGAAUUUCAUUUCGUGGCGCCAACCGGCUCGUUGUCCAUAUGUAUUGACAGUGCUUUGGCAUCGCCAAAGAGACCGUUUUUCAUCUCUGAUUCCGGGGACAAUCCCACCGCUGGGGGAUCGGGCGAUGUAACUUUCGGCUUGCUUCAUCUCUUGAAGAGACCGGAAUUUUGGGAAGCAACCGGUCCAACAGUCAUUUACGCCAGUCUUCCCGGGCCCCAGGCAAUUGAUAUUAUCAUCAAGGCCGGCGUAGGGGCUGUGGUGACUGUCACUGCUGGGGCACAGAUCGAUGAUAUGCAUGCAGGGCCCGUCACAAUGACUGGAAGGGUUCAUUCCAUCCGGUAUGGGGAUCAUGACGCUGGAAUUGAAGCGGUCUUACAGGUUGGAAGUGUGUUUACAAUCCUGACCAAGCUACGCAAGCCAUAUCACCACGAGAGUGAUUUUACUGGUCUCAAUCUCAAUCCUCGAUCGACUCACAUCGUGAUAGUCAAGAUUGGAUACCUUGAACCCGAGCUAUUUGACAUGGCUGCAGACUGGAUGCUGGCAUUGACUCUGGGCGGCGUUGAUCAAAAUCUGCAGCGUCUUGGGCACCGACGAAUUCAUCGUCCAAUGUGGCCCUUGGAUAAAACAUUUGAUGGGACUCCACCCCUCGACCCAUAUUUGAUUCCAUUGGCCGAUAGCCCAUUCGAAUCGGCGGGUGAAUGA
Messenger RNA from Penicillium paradoxum, 1218 nucleotides. Its product is annotated as Microcystin LR degradation protein MlrC. Bases 1 to 1218 code for a protein of 405 amino acids. The record is from RefSeq and is a predicted model, not a curated record. The transcript has a single exon. NCBI's taxonomy places the organism in Eukaryota, Fungi, Ascomycota, Eurotiomycetes, Eurotiales, Aspergillaceae.